AUGCCUCGGCGCCAUCCACUUGCUCGGGUGCGGCAGAGACAGCUGUCGCGGGGGGUGGAGGCAACCCUGGUAUUUCCUGGCUUUGGCGGAAUCAGCAAGAAGAGGAGGCCGGUGAUCCUCUACACCGAGGACAACGGAGAGUCCAUCUGCUGGAUCAAGACCGGUGCCAAUGGGUCCGGCGAGCCCUACCGCAUCCGGUGCAAGACCCUGCUAGAGGUUAGGGACAAGUCGGGCGCGGGUUCGAGUGCUGAGAGUCCGGCAACAGUGGCGGGGAGCGGCGGAGAAUUGCAUGAGGUCGAGGGGGCUUUCGGUUCGGAGUGGGGUGAGCAAAAGGAGGACGCGGGGGGGGUAGGGGGAACCAGCAGCGGCUACGGUACAGCUGCUGCUGCUGCUGGCGUGCGGAUCAACCUCAAGUGGCUACCGCAGCCGACGUGGUCGAGGCGGACGGUGAAGCUCGUGGAUGUUCAGACGGCGUGCCCGGGCAUGUUUACGAGAGGGAUGCAGCAGCUUUUGUCUUUCAACACCGACCUUCAGAGCUAUUAUUAGGCGGAGCUGGGGGGGGGGAGGGUUGCCUCUGCGAGCUGGACUUUCUAGAGGACGAACGAAAACAGCCAGAAGAAGAAGGGAAAAAGGCGUGAGUUUCCUCGGUGUCGUGUAGAGUAGGUCGGUCAUAUACCCGUACCGCUGUCUUGUCAUUUCGUCGCAUUCCUGCCUGGUACAGCAGUACGUGUUUGAAGUUUUGGUGUACUUGCAAUUUGCGAUGAUCUGUUAGCGAAAUCUGCUGCUUGUGCGCAUGACAGAGAGAAGAGAGAGAAAAGGAAGUGGCUUUUUCUAAAAAUUGGCAGCGGAGAUGAUGGUAUCUGACACCUUUUUCUAACUUCGGAGUAUGGAGUGUUUUUGUACUCCGCCUUUGGCACGCUUUUUCCUUUCGUGGUACCUGUGAUGUCGUGAAAGAGAGGCAAUUGGGCGUGCCUAAGGGGUUGGUUGUGCUUCUCGAAAAAACGGCGGCGAGGAGGACGCAAAAGUUCGACACUCUCUCGUCGCGUCGGGAUAUCGGGAAAAUAUGCCCGGAAAUUGAAAGUUGUUUCAGGAAAAAAUGACUGAAAUUUGGGUUGUGUUGGCCGAGAUUACAUGAUUACAUCCCGACGAGGAACCAGUAAUUUUGUUGAAGCUGUGGGUGCCUCUUCCCUCUUCCCCCUCGUCCACCGCAAUGUAUUGCAUCUUAAACACGGUACCGUAGAAUGUGUAUAAAGGUGUAUAAAGGGUGUGCGUGGGUGUCAUCUUGCAAGUUCGUUUUUUGUUUUUUGCAGGGAAGGUUGUUUCGUCUCACUCGCCUUGUGGGUGUUUCCAGAGGAAUUUUUGUUUUUUCCACAAAAAGUUUACCCUGAAGGUUCGACUUGACUCCGUGCCAGUCCUCGUCUUUUAAUCGGGACACCAUGACUUGAUGUGAUUAUUUUUUUUCGUGGCAACCACGUUUGUGAUAUUUUCUUUUGCAAGUUCGGUGGUUGGUUGUUGCGUCGUGCUUGCUUGCGCUUGGAGUGUCUGCGGAGGAACCGACGGAUUGGAUUUCUUGUGUCUUGGUUUUUUAGGUAAAUACUACUCUCGGUGAAGGUAUCGCCCCUAGAACCCCGCCUGACCAAUAGUUAAGAACGCCGUUGUACAGUUUUGAAAAAAAUCGGCAGGGCAGUCGGCGAGG
Ectocarpus siliculosus is the source of this 1696-nucleotide messenger RNA. The record is from the annotation of a GenBank genome assembly. Lineage: Eukaryota; Phaeophyceae; Ectocarpales; Ectocarpaceae.